Pelobates fuscus (common spadefoot toad) is the source of this 2609-nucleotide messenger RNA. It is a transcript of the gene NEGR1, whose product is annotated as neuronal growth regulator 1. The record is from RefSeq and is a predicted model, not a curated record. Lineage: Eukaryota; Metazoa; Chordata; Amphibia; Anura; Pelobatidae. The transcript has 8 exons. The coding region runs from base 154 to 1266 and encodes 370 amino acids.
UGCUGCUGCUACUGCCUGAGCUGCUCAUUCUCCAGCAGCACUGCUUCCCUCACUAGAUGGUGUGCAAGCCACCCGAGACCUGCACAGCCCUCUGCACUCCUCCUCCUGCAGGAUCUCGGGGUUCCCAGGCUGACAGGGGCAGCCCCAGCAGUGAUGGACAUGAUGAUGUUGGUGCAGGGUGCUGCUUGUUGCUCUAACCAGUGGCUGGCCGCUGUCAUCCUGAGUGUUUGCUGCUUGUUGCCCUCCUGCCUCCCAGCUGGACAGAGCAUGGACUUCCCAUGGCCAGCAGUGGACAACCUGGUCGUCAGGCAAGGGGAGACAGCAAUGCUUAGGUGCUUCUUGGAAGAUGGUGCUUCUAAAGGUGCUUGGUUAAAUCGAUCAAGUAUUAUUUUUGCGGGGACGGACAAAUGGUCAGUGGACCCAAGGGUGUCCAUUGCAACUUCACCAAUGAAAAAGGAAUACAGCCUGCGGAUACAAAAAGUGGACAUUUCAGAUGACGGGCCAUAUACCUGCUCAGUACAAACUGAACACAGCCCACGAACGAUGCAAGUUCAUCUCACCGUUCAUGUUUCCCCAAAGAUCUACGACAUCUCAUCUGACAUGACGGUCAAUGAAGGAACCAACGUAUCGCUAUUGUGCUUGGCCACUGGGAAACCAGAGCCAUCUAUAUCCUGGAGACACAUCUCUCCAUCAGCUAAACCACUUGGCAGUGGCCAAUAUCUGGAUAUUUAUAGCAUUACAAAGGACCAGGCGGGCUUCUAUGAAUGUUCUGCUGAGAAUGCAGUCUCGUUUCCCGAUGUGAAGAAAGUCAGUGUCAUCGUUAACUUUCCUCCCACUAUUUUGGAAAUUACACCGACUGGAGUUUCCCUGGGGAAAUCAGGAUUAAUCAGAUGUGAAACAGCAGCCUCUCCUUAUCCAGUCUUCGAAUGGUACAAAGGGGAGAGAAAACUCACAAAUGGCCAGAAAGGAAUAACUAUAAAGAAUUACAAUUCACGGUCCAUUCUCACGGUUUCCAAUGUAACAGAAGAACAUUUUGGCAACUAUACGUGUGUAGCGGUAAACAAGCUCGGUACCAGCAAUGCCAGUCUGCUGCUCAACCAAAUUAUUGAACCUUCCACUUCUAGUCCUGUCACGAGUUCAGCUCCAAGCACAGCUCAAUAUGGAAUAACAGGAAGAGCGGAGAUUCUAUUUUCAUGCUGGUACCUUGUGUUGACGCUGUCCUCCUUUACCAGCAUAAUCUAUCUGAAGAACGUCAUCACACAAUAAACAUAGAACCACAAAAGGCUUUAACUAUUCCUACUGAAAGUGCUGAUGAGAGGAUGCAAUCUGGUACAGUUUGUUUGAAGCAGUGUGGGAUAUAAUCAGCAAAGCUUACAUGGGAACGAUCAGUUCAUUAUGUAAAUACCUUAAUUCUCCUCCUCCUUUGAUUUGCUGCAUUACGUCGUGAAGCAGUACAUAUUGUCCUUUUUUUAAAACGUGAAAGCUCUGAAAUUACUUUUAGAGGAUAUUAAUUGUGAUUCCAUGUUUGUAUGCUACAACUUUUCAAAAAGCAUUCUGUUUCAGACCUGCUACUCUAGGUGCAGGUAGCAGUUUACAAAAAAAAAUAAAAAAUAAAGAGAAAAAAAAAAAAAAGGAAAAAAAAAAAGGGGAAAGAAAAACAAAAAAUCAACAACUAUUGCCGAGAAAAUGAUAUGCUUUAAAGCUCCAGGCAAGUAUUCCGUUGCCUUCGGAAAUAAGAUUUUGAACUCAUGUGUAUCAAACAUUUUUUUUUUUCAUUUUUAUUACAAAAAAAAAUAUUGCCUUCAAAAGAUUUUUCCUGUUACAUUUAAGCUAGAUCUACUGCAAGUUUAAUAUUUGGGAUCUCAACAGUCAGUAUUAUAAAUUAAAAAUUAUAAUAAUAAAAAAAAAAAAAACUGCAUGGCGCAGUUCAGAUUUCUACUUGUGUGUAUCGCAUGGCUGUGCCUUCAUAAAGUUGUAAUAUUUUUUUUAAUUAUUCAGAUGGGUUUUUCCUAGCUUAAAGGGUCAGUCUAUAAAAAAAUAAAAUAAAAACAAAAGUUAAAAUGUACAGAACAUAUUUUUAGGAAUUCAUAUCAUGAGACCACCCAAGUGUGAAAGACUUCUAUGUUUGCUAAUUAAAAUAUCCAUACCUCAAACAGUGUUGAAGAGCAGUGUUAAAACCCAUGCAGAGAAUCCAAGAUCAACAGAUUCUCCAAUGUAACAUUCUUUUGUUGGCAGAAAAUAAUACCCAAAAGAAAAACGCAAUAGUGUCUCUUGCCGAGUUUCUUGGCAAACGGCACCUACUACAUUCAUAUUUUUGCAGUUCCCUAAUUAUAGCACAAUUCUCAUAUGUGUUUUGUGAUUUCAGAGCUAUUUCUCUUCGGAAGUAUUAUUCAAAAUUCUUUAAAAAAAAUAAUAAUAAUAAAAUGUCGUGCAAAUGAGACCGUGACAAUCCAUUUUAUCAUCCAUCCAAUAAUUCAUCGAAUCUGUAUUGUUUUGCACUUGAUUUUGUACUGAAUUUGUGAAACUAGCUAAAAUAGUCAAGAAAAAAGUGGAUAUAUUUGGAAUUGGGUCUACUCAGCGGAAUAAAACUCUGGUAAAAUUAUAUAUAA